This is a messenger RNA of Lampris incognitus (smalleye Pacific opah), 1570 nucleotides long. RefSeq names its product tubulin alpha 5 (gene tuba5). Gene Ontology annotation, cellular component: microtubule; cytoplasm. Gene Ontology annotation, biological process: mitotic cell cycle; microtubule cytoskeleton organization. The coding region runs from base 1 to 1398 and encodes 465 amino acids. Gene Ontology annotation, molecular function: structural constituent of cytoskeleton; GTP binding. The record is from RefSeq and is a predicted model, not a curated record. NCBI's taxonomy places the organism in Eukaryota, Metazoa, Chordata, Actinopteri, Lampriformes, Lampridae. The transcript has 5 exons.
AUGGUCAAAAGUUGGACAGGUGGAAAGGCACCGCUGUACUGGAGAGAGUGCAUCUCCAUACACGUGGGCCAGGCAGGCGUGCAGACUGGCAAUGCCUGCUGGGAGCUCUUCUGCCUGGAGCACGGCAUCGGCCCUGACGGUGUGCUCGUGGAUGGCCACGAAGAGCCCAACUCACGUCAGGAUCCGUUCAUCACUUUCUUCAACACCGGGAACUCGGGCCACCACGUUCCAAGAGCUAUCUAUGUGGACCUGGAGCCCACGGUGAUCGAUGAGGUCAGGGUUGGAAAGUACAGACACCUCUUCCACCCCGAGCAGCUCAUCUCUGGGAAAGAGGACGCGGCCAACAACUACGCUCGUGGACAUUACACCGUCGGGAAGGAAGUCAUCGAUGGGGUCUUGGAGCGUAUCCGUAAGAUGACUGACCAGUGCACAGGUCUGCAGGGCUUCCUUGUCUUCCACAGCUUUGGAGGAGGGACAGGCUCUGGCUUCACCUCCCUGCUGAUGGAACGCCUGUCCCUCGACUACGGGAAGAAAUCCAAGCUCGAGUUUGCCAUCUACCCGGCGCCCCAGGUCUCUACCGCCGUGGUUGAGCCUUACAACUCCAUCCUGACCACCCACACUACCCUGGAGCACUCUGACUGCGCCUUCAUGGUGGACAAUGAGGCCAUCUACGACAUAUGUCACCGCAACAUGGACAUCGACAGUCCCACUUACACCAACCUCAACCGACUGAUUGGUCAGAUUGUUUCCUCGAUCACCGCCUCGCUCCGUUUCAACGGCGCCCUCAACGUCGAUCUGAUGGAGUUCCAGACCAACCUGGUCCCGUUUCCCCGCAUCCAUUUCCCGCUGGUCACUUACUCGCCCAUCAUCUCCGCCGAGAAAGCCUACCACGAGCAGCUGACCGUCUCGGAGAUCACGAGCGCCUGCUUCGAGCCGGCCAACCAGAUGGUCAAGUGUGACCCACGCCACGGCAAGUACAUGGCUUGCUGCAUGCUGUACCGUGGCGACGUCAUCCCCAAGGACAUCAACACAGCCAUCGCGAGCAUAAAGACGAGACGUUCCAUUCAGUUCGUCGACUGGUGCCCCACCGGCUUCAAGGUGGGGAUUAACUAUCAGCCUCCGACGGUGGUUCCUGGCGGGGACCUGGCCAAGGUGCAGAGGGCCGUGUGCAUGCUGAGCAACACAACCGCCAUUGCUGAGGCCUGGGCCCGUCUGGACCACAAGUUUGACCUGAUGUACGCCAAGCGGGCCUUUGUCCACUGGUACGUGGGUGAGGGAAUGGAGGAGGGCGAGUUUGCUGAGGCCAGAGAGGACCUCGCCUGCCUGGAGAAGGAUUACGAAGAGCUCGGUCAACUGAGCCCCGAAUCUGACGCUGAGGAGUUGGAUGAGGAAUACUGAACCAGCGAGGGCUUAAAGUUGUAUAUCUUUUAAUGAAUUGACCAACGUUUCGGAAGUUUGUGGUAUAACCUCUCUAAAAUUGCAAGAACGGAGCGUAUACUCUUUGUCGUUGCAGUGUUUUUGCAACAUUACUUUUCUAAUUGAACAACAAAAGCUGUAGGGCAUUUGAAUA